GGCGUGUUCAGGGAGGCGGUGACGGAGUUUGACGUGGACGCCCGGGCCCUCACCAAGGCCGGGGGUCCCCACGUGAAGACGCGCGUGUCGAACCCCUCGGGGAACGUCACCGAGACCUUCGUGGAGGACCGCGGGGACGGCACCUACCACGUGGAGUACACGCCGUACGAGGAGGGCAUGCACACGGUGGAGGUGAGCUACGCCGGCAGCCCUGUGCCCCACAGCCCCUUCCGGGUGCCUGUCACCGAGGGCUGCGACCCAGCCCGUGUCCGUGUCCACGGCCCCGGCAUCCAGAGCGGCACCACCAACAAGCCCAACAAGUUCACUGUGGAGACCCGGGGCGCUGGCACUGGGGGCCUGGGCCUGGCCGUGGAGGGGCCCUCGGAGGCCAAGAUGUCGUGCACUGACAACAAGGACGGGAGCUGCUCCGUGGAGUACGUGCCGUAUGAGCCGGGCACCUACAGCCUCAACGUCACCUACGGUGACGACAGCCUGCGCCUGUCCCACCUCAAGGUGGGCACCUCGGCCGACAUCCCCCUGGACAUCGGGGAGACGGACCUGAGCCAGCUCACGGCCACC
Messenger RNA from Struthio camelus australis, 579 nucleotides. The record is from RefSeq and is a predicted model, not a curated record. Lineage: Eukaryota; Metazoa; Chordata; Aves; Struthioniformes; Struthionidae.